GCUUGAAUUAAAAAUUUGAUAACGAUGAUAAAAUACAGGAAUUCGGGGUAGGAACUGAGAAUUGAGGGGCUCGGUAUCUGCUUGUGUCGAUGAUCUUUCGAUCGAUUUUCACGUGGAUUUGUGUUCAUCAGUGUUAGCCUUGUCGGCUGACUCGAUCUGGCGAUGCGCUUAUGCAGCGAGGUCUAAGUCGCCGGAUUGAUGAACGACGAGAAUCUGCAAUCAUAACACCUUCGGGGGAUUCUGCCCUUGUGUUAUGUCUGUAUAAAAGGUAUCGUACUAGAGAUUGAUGUCAAUUCAUGGGGUAGAUCUUCUGCUUAACCUGACCUCGCUCCUCUGUAAGUUACGAUGAGUUAUUUUGAUAAGAAGGUCCAGUCUGUUCAAUUCCACUGUUCAAUUGCAGGCAUAUGCAGACCCAGUUGCUCGACACUUAGUUGCUCAAUCAGGCCCAGUUUAUCAAGUCUAGUGUCGAUCGCCGUCAGUUAGCUUUUAUCACAAUACCUCGGUCAUUACUUCAUCGUGAUUGAGAGCUUUUUUCUUCCCGCAGUAUGACUUCUGGAUUACUUUGAUCAUAAAGCUCAGCGGUUUUCAGCUCCUCAGUUGUCUAUAGUUACAAACCGCCACGGGCAGUGACCUUCGUCUUUGGCUGGCCGGGUGCAAAAAAUGGCUUCUCUAAAUGAGAGCGCAUUACUUUCCGGAUCAUGGAGGCGUUGCGUCGCACUUUUGCUAUCUUUGUCGCUAUUGAUGAUGGGCUCAACUCAAGCUAGCAGGAAAUUACAAACAGCUCAACCACAACUGCGACUCCAGGCGUACGGGGACAAUACCGACACGCCUAUGCACGCUCCUCCAGCUCAAUCUUACUUGGUUUCAGACGGUAGCUGGGUAGAUUGCGUUCCCAUUGAAGGGCAAAUUGCGGCCCACCACCCUAGCCUCAAAGUUCAUAUUAUCAAGCUGAGGCCAUCGGUACUUCCCAAUAUUCGCUCUUCAUUGAGGGCGGAAUUGCAUCCACAAUUGUUUGCUCGGGAGUAUGGUGGGUGCCCAGACGGACACAUUCCCGUUCAACGAAUAGACCCCAACCGCCCCUACAUGCAAAAAGAUCGUCCCCCUCAAGCCCCUGAAGCGUCUCCAGCUGCUGCUGGAAUCCAUGAGUAUGCAAUAACAAAUAUGCCGAAUAUUCCCGGAGCUUACAUAGGAACUGCGGCUUUCCUCAGUGUAAAUGACCCCUACGUCGCAAAUACCUCGGAGUUCAGCCUGUCUCAGUUCUGGGUUACCGCCGGGUCCUACACUGACAAGAGCCUGUGCACAAUCGAAGUUGGCUGGCAAAAGUAUCCCCAGAGACACAAGGGUGACGCGGACUACGCUCCUCACCUUUUCGUGUUCUGGACUGCAGACGCUUACCAAAAGUUAAGCUGCUAUGACUUGCAAUGCCCCGGCUUUGUCCAUGUCGACCAGUCGUGGGUCAUCGGAGGCGCCAUGCCGUCGUACAGCACUUUGAAAGAAUUACAAAAUGGGAUAACUUCCGAAGUUGCUAUUCGAGUGCUGUACGACACAAAUGAUCGUGUCUGGUGGUUAUAUCUCGACGACGUGCCGAUUGGGUACUGGCCAGCGUCGAUAUUUGGCAGUAAGUAUUUGCAAGGGACCGCAGCGAAGGUAGAGUGGGGAGGCGAGGUCUACAUCGAAAAGUGGAACAAUACGGCUCACUCGAAGACUGCGAUGGGGAGUGGUUUGUUUCCCACCGCGGGCUACCCAACAUCAGCAUACUUCAGAAACAUCACGUACGCAUAUGCUAAGUCUGGAUUUACAGACCUGGAUGCCAAUGUUACGUUUUUGAAAGGAGCUAUGUUCCGGGACGAUCCCAAUUGCUAUAAUAUAGCGGUUCAACAGAAAAAUUACUCGAAUUGGGGGUCUUAUUUUUUUUUCGGAGGAAGUGGAGGAAGCAACCCUGCUUGUAAGGUCAAGCCAUAAAUUCGCUGAAAGCAUGAAUAAGAUCGUCAACACCAGCGGUUGAAUGUGGUGGAUCUAAUAUUGUGUUCAUGGAUGAUGACUGUUUGCACUACGCUAGAACCUAAACGUAGGCAAGGAAUAAAACAUUGCGUGUGAAACCGCAAAAUUCGUACUCAUGAGAGUUAAAUCAACGUCACUGCCUCUUCUUGCGGUGAUGAAACCAAUAGAUGAUAUUUUUGACUCCUGUAAAAAGAGCAUGAGUAAAAAUAGUACCUUGCUCAUAGUUGUAAUCACUUUCGUUUCAUAUUCAAAUAAUUACUGUGUAAUAAAGUGCGUCUCACACACGAGUGGCUGUGCGACAAAUUGUUUCCUUGA
This is a messenger RNA of Physcomitrium patens, 2316 nucleotides long. RefSeq names its product protein neprosin. The record is from RefSeq and is a predicted model, not a curated record. Lineage: Eukaryota; Viridiplantae; Streptophyta; Bryopsida; Funariales; Funariaceae.